This is a messenger RNA of Penicillium concentricum, 606 nucleotides long. RefSeq names its product GNAT family N-acetyltransferase. The transcript is spliced from 2 exons. NCBI's taxonomy places the organism in Eukaryota, Fungi, Ascomycota, Eurotiomycetes, Eurotiales, Aspergillaceae. Gene Ontology annotation, molecular function: acyltransferase activity, transferring groups other than amino-acyl groups. The record is from RefSeq and is a predicted model, not a curated record. The coding region runs from base 1 to 606 and encodes 201 amino acids.
AUGUCCCUACCUGAACAAUCUGUCUACGUGAUCGUCCCAUCACCAGGGCCCUCAAUUGAAAGCGACCGACUUCUUCUUCGGCCAAUUACUGACGCCGAUGCCGCCGCACUUUUCGACAUUCGUUCCCGGCCCGAGGUGGCAGAAAUGAACUCUCCUAAAAUACCAUUUAAAUCAAUUGAAGAAACCCGUGAAUGGAUGGCAACCAAAGUGUUCAAAAGUGGUCCAUCCGAUAUCAUCGGGCGUUCAUUUAAUUAUGCCAUCGUGGACAAGUCAAUCCCUGAAACAGAGGAGCGAGUCGUUGGAUCUAUCAGUUUCAAUCAAGUAGACCCUUUCCCUGAGAUUGGAUACGCUGUGCAUCCAUCUUGUUGGGGGAAAGGGUACGCAACAGAGGCUUUGCAAUUGUUGUUGAAGAUGUGGUGGAAUCUGGCGCGUCGAACGGUUGACGGUGAAGAUGCUUGUUCAGCAGAGACGGAGAAGGCCUUUGCUCUUUGCGAAAAGAGGAAUGCUGCUAGUGGCCGUGUACUAAAAAAGUGCGGCUUCAGGGUUGUGGGGGAUUUCCAAGAAGAGGGAGAUGACCUUUUUAUUUUUGGGUUAGAGCGGCCGUGA